This is a messenger RNA of Suillus fuscotomentosus, 744 nucleotides long. RefSeq lists its product as uncharacterized. Lineage: Eukaryota; Fungi; Basidiomycota; Agaricomycetes; Boletales; Suillaceae. The transcript has 8 exons. The record is from RefSeq and is a predicted model, not a curated record. Bases 1 to 744 code for a protein of 247 amino acids.
AUGUCAGCCCAGUCUAUUCUCGUUGAUGGUAUUGACCAGGUCAUUAUCUGUGACAAUGUCAUUGUCAUGGAUAUCGAGAACCUCCUGACUGGCUGGCCGACUUAUGAGAUUAAUUUUACGCCCGAGAACCCAGGCCCAUUGAAGCUUAUCAUCUGCCUCAAAGAUCCCGUCAAGAUGGUCCACAUCGAGGAUUCAAGUGAUAGCAAGGCAGAUUUGUUGAUUUCAGGCAAUCACAAAAGGAAAAAGUUCAUGACCGAUACCAUCAAGCUCACUGAAGAUCUUGCAGGCCUCAAAAUCACGUCCCAGAGUUCUGGAAAUAACACUGUCAAAUCUGUACACAAGAAUCAUGUAAUUGUAGAAUUAAUCAUUGUACUUGACACCAACAUAGAUUUUGAGAUAUCGCAUAGACGUGUCGAGGUUUCCCAGCAUGUUCUCAAAACAUCACGUAGGCACCGCUCACUGUCAACCUCCAGUAGCUCGUCAUCAGACAGCAAUGACUCAAUGAAGAAUCAGUCAUGCUCCACUUCACCACCCACGACUUCGCCAAUGCACGAAGAACCGAAACAGAAGAAAUCCCUGCAAAAACACACGAGGGAAUCAUCGGAUAGCGACAAUGACACGAAGAAACCCAAAAAACGAACAAAGAAACAUAAAGACUCAGAUCGGGCAACAAACCCAAACAGAAAGGAAUGUCACUGCAAGAGCAAUGCUUACAUGUUGCACGUUGGAUACCCCGAGGGGUAG